This is a messenger RNA of Haplochromis burtoni (Burton's mouthbrooder), 5622 nucleotides long. RefSeq lists its product as uncharacterized. Bases 2071 to 3252 code for a protein of 393 amino acids. The record is from RefSeq and is a predicted model, not a curated record. Lineage: Eukaryota; Metazoa; Chordata; Actinopteri; Cichliformes; Cichlidae. The transcript is spliced from 8 exons.
GGUAAAACAGCCCCCAUGUUGCCUCCACAUGCUCCACGGUGGAUCAAGAGUGAAGUUGUUGUUGAGCUCUGGCAGGGGCUGCAUCUCCUUCCCUGCUGUGCAAAAGAUAAUUUUUGGUUUCUUCUUGCGUGUUAUUCAGAUGAUUGGUUGGUGACACAUUAGUGCAGCAGCCAAAUGAUCAGUGUGUGGUUUGGUUUAAUGGGAAUCACCAGUAUAAAUGAGACUAAAUGGACUGUGUAAUCUCUUGUCAUUUUUCUCUUCUAAUUGGUAAUUACUUUGACUUAACUUUAAAUCGUUGUGUUGCCCUUUAUUUAAGGCAACCAAACCAUUCAUUCCUCUUUGCAGAAUGGGGUUUUUUUCCCUUCUGCAAACUUUUCUCAGAGGGUGAUAAAGCGGUGGCAGUCACACUGGUUUAGACAGAAGGUGCAGGCUGACCUUUCAGUUAUAAUAAACUACAAAAUAGAAAGAGUAGUCUGGAAAUAAAAUCUGGAAAAGCUCUGCCCAUGCAAUUUGACAACAAAUGCAAAAAUGCAGUGAAAAGAGUCGUUUGACUGAUCAAAGAACUUCUGAACAGUAAAUAAUUUCUUACGUCCUAAUACAGUGUAGACAACCCCUCCUGAACCAUCAGUGGUAGUUAGCAGAUGCCCCCAUCAACCUGUGAUUAUUAAAGCUUUUUGUAAACAACACCAACACCAAAGAAGAACAGUUGGCUUACUAUCCAAAAUCCAAAUAACUAUAAUAUUUGAGCGCAUUUAGAUUUGGUCAGUCUUCCUUUUAAGGACGUCUCCCUGUGAACAUGUCAACGGCACAGCUUAAUUUUGGGAUUGCUUGAUGGAAGUCACGCUCUGACCGUCUGCAUGUGUGCAUCUGCAGUUUUACCACAGACCUCAAACACACAGACCAAGCAUCAACCCGGCUUCCAUGUUAAGGGUCCAAACAUCAAAUAUCAGUAGAUGAGCUCAUGAUGUCCAAGCUCCUCAAAAAUCGUCCAUCAAGUUAGAAAAAACAGAAGCGUGCUCAUCAACCGGGAUCAGAGUUAUCCUGAAAAGUUCUAAGACGAUUAGCAUCAAACAACCAAAAACUGUGGUACAUCCCAUUUCCUGCCCAUUCAUGGUUCAGAAAGGAGUGUUUUCAUUACAUUGACGUAAUGAAAACCUGCCCCACGUGUCUGAUGUGUUUCCAUCUUAACCAAAAUUCAGUUCAAUUUACUUUCAUUUUUUCAUAUAUAGCAACAAUAGUCAUGUAAAGUGCUUUAUAUUGUAAGAUAAAUAUCCUCGGAUGUUAUAGAAAGAACCCCAAGGUAAGAACCACUUGUGAGGGUGGUCAGAGCAGGACUUUCAAGGAGAUCUCUAAAAAUUAUUAGCAGUGCUGGCAGCAGUCCAUAGAUGCACCCGGAGAAGACCUUGAAAGGGAUAUGGGCCAAAUGGAAAUCAGGUAGUUUUUAACCUUUAAUGGGAAGAAGGAACAUUUUUCAUGGCACCUCGAUAGCCUGUGAACAAAGGAGUUUAGGAGGACUUGAGGGUGAAGAAGUUGCGCUUUCAUUAAACCGAAUACAAAAAACACAAGAGCCUCACAAACUGACACCACAGAACUUACAGUUACACAUCUUACAUGUCAAAUACUCUUUGUUAAGUUGAACCUUGGUUUAACAUAACAAACGGACAUGUUUUUACCUCCAGGGCAGCCUCUGAGAUCUGUUUGCUUGAUAAAAUCUCCGCUCUGCUUCUUCCAUCACUUGGUUUCUGCACUGCUUGCAGGCCAAAGAAUCAUCUGACACCCUCGAAGAAAACAUGUUUAAUUAUCUUUUCAAAUUGCCAUAAACGGCAAUGGACUUUGUAAAUGAAACUCUGACUUAACAAACAACUUCACUCUAGAGCAGGCGAAGGAGGAGGAGGAGCUUGGAACCAACAUGGCCGCCCCUGUGGGUGCCCCUUCCUAUAUCACUCCCUACUUUCCUCUCUCUUCCACUGAUAUCAACAGCAGACGUCAAUGACGGGACACAUUUCAGAGUCAUUGAUGGAAAUUCAAUCAGAUCUUUUAUUUCAAAGAAACUAAAGUGUGACUCGCUCCAUGAAGGACAAGGUGACCAAGCCCACCGCCAUGGCCCAGGGUCGAGUGGCCCACAUGAUAGAGUGGCAGAGCUGGGGCAAACCAUCUGCGGGUCCGCUAGGGGGAGCGGGCCAUACCAACCUUCAGAGGGAAAAGGAGAGGAGGAUGGAGAACGACGCUUACAGUGACCUUAGCGAUGGCGAGAAGGAGGCUCGUUUUGCUGCAGGUAUCAUGCAACAGUUUGCAAUUUCUGAGGCGACUCUGUUUGGUUGGAACUCGAUGGACGGGGAGAGCAUGGGAGCCGGCUCCAACCAGGGCAGCGUCGCCCACCUGAGUGAGGUCAACCAGGAGAGCAUCACCAGCAGAGACCAGGUGCUCCAUCACUCCUCUGCGGAUGUCUGGCCUCACACCUACGUCUCGCAGGGCCUGUACUGCCUGUCGUCUUCUGACGCCUGGGACCCAAUCACCAGCCAGCCCUCGGGCGUGGCAUCGCCUGCUGCAGGCUCCUACAUCAUGGCUGCCGGUGGCAGCAAUGGAGCAGGAGGCACACCUGGUGAGGGGUACGAGGGGACAGUAGGAAGUUACAUUCAGCAGCACCAGGUUCAACUCGCCCUGCAGCAGCAGAGUCAACUCCAACAUCUCCAACAGCUUCAUCACUACCAGCAGCAACAGUUUCUGCAGUACCAACAACAGCAGCAGUCUAUGGAGCACAGGCUACACAGUGCCUCCCAUUCACUCCAAGCCACGCCCAAUAGCACCAUCCACAGCCUCGGUCCACCCACUCACCCUCGGCUAGCUGACCUGUGGGGAGCAGCACAGGUUGAGGCACAUCAGGUGGAGAUCGUUGGACACUUGAAUGCACAGAUGGCUGACAUGGUCGGAGGCGUGGUGGAGACGGUCGGAGAAGAGCCCGAGCCCGAGUCUGAAGACUUCCCUGAACAGCGUGAAGAGGAAGAGGAGGAGCUAACAAAGGUAGAAGAGGUAACAUUAACUUUGGAGCCAGAGCCGUGCUCUUUGACGCCCUCCCCGCUGAGGGAAGAUGCCCCUUCGACCAGAGGUUCAAGCCCAGGACUACCAGCACAGACCACCGAACCCGUCGCAGAGAGGAUACCCUUUGACGUCACGCCCUGCGUCGUCCAGUCAUUGGAAGAGAAAGAUGAAGAGGCAGACGAGGGCUCCAUUGUUGUUGUUGCAACCAACUGAGUCAUUUGGACGAAACACUGUCAAAAACUGGAAAUUAAUACUUCAAUAAUCAGUCAAGCUAUUAUCCCAACCCCUCCCUCUCCCAAAUAUUUACCUACUUUGAGGCCGAGGAAAUGCGACUUUUUUUUCGAUGAGAAUGUGGGAUGUAAUGUACACUAUGGCCAAGGAGACACCCCUACCACCAGUCUAGUAUGGGAAAUCUGGAAUAUCACAUAUAUGAGACUAAUUAACUUUAAUUUAAGACAGAAGAGAGACUUGAAUUCAGUGACUGCUGAAACGAGCUGUUUGAGAAUAAAGAUGUAUUCAAUAAACAGUUUGGACUGACUGGAACAAAGAACCAGGACUGAAAGCCAAACUGGCAACACAGGGAUGGGGAAAAUUAAAAGAAAGGAUAAGAAGAAAAAAGUUAAGGGCCUAUUUAUAAAUUCAGCGCAAUACAACAAACAUGGGCACAAUCAGGGUUUGCAAAUAAUUCAGAGUGGUUGUUUCAAGAUGCUUUCAGCAUCAGAAGUAGGCUUUUGUAUGCAAAAAUAAAAACCCCUCUCAAGGCCAGAAAUACCUGGUCAGAGAGCAGCUUGAUUGGCUAAUUAAUGUGUUUAGGUUUGACUGACGGCUGAGAUGUCUUGAUGAGGUAAAGACGGCGUAAUCUAGAACUCAUGGCAACCUGAGGCAUGCACUUGGAGUUAUUUGCAAACACUUGCUCUGGACACAACCAAAAGAACGUGCAUGCUUUUUAACAGUGAACUAGCCCUAACAGUAUAACACAGUAAUACAAAGUAAUAAUAUAUCAAAUUGCUUUUUAUAAUAAAAGGAAAAAAAUCAAAUAAACCGAUAUGUAUUUGUAUGAAUGUAACACUGUAUGUAUGUUUGUAUGAAUGUAGCUUCGUUUGUGUGUAAAAUAUAUAUUCUGGGAAACAAAUUCCUCUCUGUGCUGUUCUGUGCCAAAAACGUUUUUUCUCCUGUGAUGCCUUCAUUAAGAUAAUGUGUUACCUCUUUGCCUUAAUGAGCAACUUUCUAAACAGGGGAGAGCUGUCAAGGUUUAUGCAGGACACGAAGGCAGACAUGAUGGAAAAUUGAGCCAUUUAUCGGCUGCUUACCCAACGCAUGAAAGACAAUUAACCACAAAAUGAGACAUGAGGAGGAUCAAACACGAGAACACCAAGGGAACCAAACACACAAACAUCCAACUCAAACUAGGAGCUGACGCUUAAGACAGAUGAAGAAUUCAAAACUAACGCUAGAGCAGCAACCAUCUAAUCAGGAAUCAGGAAGCCACGAAAACAGACUUCAAAUUAAAAAAAGGUCAAAAUAAAGCUCAACACACUGGAGUAACAAUGAACGCAUGAACCCAAACUAGAAGAGGACAUUACUAGAAAACCCUGAAGUAAAAACAGACUCUGGAAUAUCACAAGGAAUCAACUCACUGUCAAAUAAAUAAUCACUAACUGAAAUACAGAAUCUCCUUUGAGAGUCUGUCUUUGACUGUGAGUGCUGCACUCUGGAGCUAAACAUUGUUGAAACAUUUUAAUUAUGUCUUAGUUUUUAGUUUCAUUUUAUGGCUUUUAUUGUAGUAAAACACCUUCCUAUAACUCUUCCUUUAACUGCCAUUUAUUGUAUCUACCAGUAAUGCAGUUACAUUUGAUUACCACAACCACAGUUACACUUGUAAAGUUAUCAUGUAGAAAGUAUUUUUGAUGAUUCAAUAGGGACUCCUUUAUUUUUGCCAUGUGCAGGAAUUUAUAUUUGGCCAGAGUUACUAGGCGGGACAAAUAAAAGUGACGUCUCAGUGAUCAUAAGGGAUGUUUGCAGGUGAUCCAUUAGGAAGUGAUAGUGAACGAGCACAAGCUUUACGCAUGUGUUUCUCUCCAGAAGCAGCAAAUGAAGUAAUGUGGGAGCAGGAGGGGAAGGUGAAUUGAUAUGUUCUAGUAUUAGGGGUGUCUUUGGACUGUGUAUAAGUCUGUGUAUAACAGCCGGGCUAUAGGAUGUGUAGAGGAAUAACACAGUGCAGAAAUUACCCCAUGAUCCUGACUAAUCCAGGAAUUAAUAAAUUACUCCUUUUGUUCCAUGUGCGUUAAAUACAGACAUUUUUUUCCCUGCAUGCCAUGUGAUGUUGCAGCUAUUAAAAGUCAGAGAAAAGAAUCUGACUCAGCUACCUGAGGGCAAUAAACAAACCUCUUUUUACAAAAUCCCCAUUAAAUUCAGUGAUGGCUACACAACAUAUGCCAAGACUCAACUCAACAAUUCAACUCUGAGUCACAUUAUUAGCCGUAUUUUGCCAGACUUCUCUAUAAGUUAUGUAAUAGAUCUAAUACGGCAUACAGAGCAAAAUGCAUAAAUGUGAUUUGUGCUGAAUAAAGAUGCACAAAAGCU